Molecule: messenger RNA, 2728 nt
Organism: Notolabrus celidotus (New Zealand spotty)
Lineage: Eukaryota; Metazoa; Chordata; Actinopteri; Labriformes; Labridae
Gene: ak5
Product: adenylate kinase 5
Biological process (GO): nucleoside triphosphate biosynthetic process
Cellular component (GO): cytosol; cytoplasm
Molecular function (GO): nucleoside diphosphate kinase activity; ATP binding
Source: RefSeq, a predicted model, not a curated record
GCACCCUCUGUGCCAACAUCGCAGCACCCACACCCAUCCAUCCACACGCACGCACACACACACAUACGGCGCUUGCUGGUAUCGAAGCGCUGUAGGAGGGAAGACAGACGAGCCACGCAUCCGCAUCACCGAGGAGGAGGAGGGUGGCGCGGUGGCAUCGCCUGCAGGAAUCCAGUUGUAAAGUCCACACACGAGGCAAAAAUGCGCUGAGAGGAGAACUGUGUGGAGCUUUCUGUCGUCAACCAAAGAUUAGGGUAUACCUUACGGCGUUGAGACACCUGAGGGAGAGAAGCAGUCUACAAAAACGCAAGUUGUGCUUUCUGAGGAAAUCCAGCUUGAGAUGAAUACCAACGAUGCAAAGGAGUAUCUCGCGCGGCGGGAGAUACCUCAACUGUUUGAGAGUCUCCUGACAGGUCUGAUGUACUACCGACCCGAUGACCCCAUUGAGUACCUGGAGGGCUGUCUGAAGAAAGUCAGCGAGCUGGGAGGACCGGACAAGGUGCGGUGGGAUACGUUUGUGGGUCAGGAGAAGAAGUCUCUUCCUCCUCUCAACGGUGGCCAGUCACGCAGGUCCCUCUUCAGAAAUGUGUUGCCCGACAGUCCAAACUUUCCCUACAGACGUUACGACCGCCUCCCUCCCAUCAGCCAGUUUUCCAUCGAGAGCGACUCGGACCUGUCAGAGACAGCUGAGCUCAUAGAGGAAUACGAGGUGUUUGAUCCAUCCAGACCACGACCCAAAGUCAUCCUCGUCAUCGGUGGCCCCGGCAGCGGCAAAGGAACACAGUGCCUGAAGAUUGCUGAGCGUUAUGGCUUCCAGUAUGUGUCUGUGGGCGAGCUGCUGAGGAAGAAGAUGAUCCACAAUGCCACCAGCAACAGGAAGUGGAGCCUCAUCGCCAAAAUCAUCACCAAUGGAGAGCUGGCACCACAGGAGACAACAAUAACCGAGAUCAAGCAGAAGAUCAUGAAGAUCCCGGAUGCUAACGGGCUUGUGAUUGAUGGGUUCCCUCGAGAUGUUGGACAGGCUCUGUCCUUUGAAGACCAGAUCUGCACUCCUGACCUGGUGGUGUUUCUGGCCUGCACCAACCACCGCUUGAAGGAGAGGCUGCAGAAGAGAGCCGAACAGCAGGGACGACCGGACGACAACCCCAAGGCCAUCGACCGCCGUCUGACCAACUUCAAGCAAAACACCAUUCCUCUGGUCAAGUACUUCCAGGAGAGAGGCCUUAUUGUCACACUGGAUGCAGACAGAGAUGAGGAAGAGGUCUGUGACAUAAGCAUGACUCUGGACAACAAGCUGUUUCCCUCCAAAGAGCCAGCAGCAGGUCCCAGUGAGCUGGACCUCAGUCUGUUGGGAGAAUCCAGCAGCCUGGCAGAUAUCACCUGCAAAAACGAUGAGAUAGAAGAGGAGGAAGAAAUCGGGUUUGCAGAAGGAACAACAGAAAGUUAUUGUACAGAACAGAAGAAACCAAAGGUCAUCUUUGUGAUCGGUGGUCCGGGAUCAGGUAAAUCUCUGCAGUGCGAGCGGAUGGAGGAGAGGUUCGGCCUGCGUCGAGUCACUCUGGGUGACCUGUUGUGUGCCGAGCUGCAGUCUCACAGCGACAGAGGGCGACACCUGCGGGAGGUGCUGGAGAGAGGAGAACAGCUGCCUAAGGAAACCAUGCUGGAGCUACUUUGUGAUGCUGUGGCAGCAUCUGUACGGCAGGGGAAAGGUCUGGUGAUCAGCGGCUUCCCCAGAGACCUGAGACCGGCGGAGGAGUACGAGGCUAAGAUGGGAGAGCCCACUGCAGUCCUCCUGAUGAGCUGCUCGACAGACACCAUGUCCGGGCGUCUACAGUGCCGCAGCAGGUCCACAUCCAGCUUCCAGUCGGCCUCAGAAAGAGAAGACGUCCUGCACAGGAGGGCCGAGAGCUUCUGCAGUGACAGCCAGGAGGUGGCAGCUCACUAUGAACGCAAGAAGCUUCUGCACAAGAUUGAUGCCGAGAGGUCACCAGAUGAAGUGUUCUCUCAGAUCUGCCAGGCCAUGGAGAACUUCUGAUUCCUACACUGACUCCAGCCCCACUUCUCUGCUGUUCAGGAGCUCCACCUGUGAAGACUUCUCUCUCUCUCUCUCUCUCUCUCUCUCUCUCUCUCUCUCUCUCUCUCUCUCUCUCUGCAAGGAGACUCACCCAUCUCCCCUCACACCUGCACCACACACACGCUCAUUGAACUCCAGUGAUCUGCAUGUCCCCCAAACACUCCCAGCAAGUGGUGAAACCUCUCCUGCUUUAAACACCGACGAAGCGCCUGGUUGUCACAUUCUGCUUCACCCACUCGCAUCGUCUCUCUCUUGCAUCGACCUCGAUAUAUGCUGCCAACUGCCCGGCCGAGGCGGAUUACUGUACUGAGAAACAUGGCGUUCCUGCUGUGACUGAGAGCAUGUUUCAAGUCCGAGAGACAGGAAAGGUUCCCCCUACGCAGGAAAGGAGGAAAUGUCAGUGUGUGUGUGCGUACGUGUGUGUGCGUACGUGUGUGUGCUCAUGCUCUCAUGCACAGCGUCGUGUUUUAUAUUGUGACAAGCAUGCAAGAAUUACAAUCAAAGCUUAACUGCCUUUUGUGCAUUGAUUAAAAAGCAGAAAAAGAUUUUAAAGUGUUCAAAAAAUAUGUAUGUUUCUGAGCUCAUUGUGCAGGUGCUUGUUUUCAGUCUGGUAUUUAACAUUCAAUAAAGCCAGUGCAUUUGCUAAAAGGAGGA